Racocetra persica is the source of this 145-nucleotide messenger RNA. Lineage: Eukaryota; Fungi; Glomeromycota; Glomeromycetes; Diversisporales; Gigasporaceae. The record is from the annotation of a GenBank genome assembly.
AUGUCAGUUCAGCAACAGUUGCCACAAAUCCAAGAGCAGAACUCUCAAAUACAAAGCCGGCAACAGACCCUUGAAGGCCAGCAACAAGAUCUUCAAAUAUUAUUUUCUAAAGCAUUGGAACCAAUAAUUCCUCAACCAAAUCAUG